This is a messenger RNA of Aspergillus sclerotioniger CBS 115572, 873 nucleotides long. RefSeq names its product DUF846 domain-containing protein. Gene Ontology annotation, biological process: protein secretion; vesicle-mediated transport. The transcript is spliced from 3 exons. Lineage: Eukaryota; Fungi; Ascomycota; Eurotiomycetes; Eurotiales; Aspergillaceae. Gene Ontology annotation, cellular component: Golgi membrane. The record is from RefSeq and is a predicted model, not a curated record. The coding region runs from base 76 to 654 and encodes 192 amino acids.
CCAGGAGGCUCCUUGACGCCGUCCAUCUUGCGCAUCGGACCGUUUCUACGAGGAGUUACUGUCUCACGUCUCACUAUGGAAUCACAACCUCUUCAACCGCAGCAGGGCGACCUGAACUGGCGUCUCAGCUCCCAUCCCAUCACCCUAAUGUUCUUCCUGGGCUUCCGCAUCAGCGCCUUGCUGAUGUAUCUCUUUGGCGUGCUCUUCAUCAAGAACUUUGUCCUUGUCUUCAUCCUCACCCUUCUCCUCCUCUCCGCCGACUUCUACUACCUCAAGAACAUCGCCGGCCGUCGCCUCGUCGGCCUCCGUUGGUGGAACGAAGUCAACACUUCCACCGGCGACUCGACCUGGGUCUUUGAGUCCUCCGAUCCCACAACCCGGACCAUCACCGCCACGGAUAAGCGUUUCUUCUGGUUGAGUCUGUACGUGACGCCCGCGCUGUGGAUCGGUCUCGCCAUUCUGGCCAUCAUCCGGUUGAGCAGUGUGAUUUGGUUGAGUCUUGUUGCAAUUGCCCUCGCAUUGACCAUCACCAACACAGUGGCAUUCUCCCGCUGCGAUCGAUUCAGCCAGGCGUCGACAUUCGCGAAUAGUGCGCUUUCCGGGGGCAUUGUGACUAAUCUUGCCGGGGGUCUGCUGGGCAGGCUCUUCAAGUGAGAUAUCACUGGAAAAUUGAAUUGAAUUAUAUUGGGAGUCGGGGAUUCGGAUUCAUGCUGGAUGUGAAUUCGGGGUUCUAUUUUCUGUUUAGUUUGUUCUGAUUCCGGGGGUAGUGGUGUGAGUUUGGGGAAGUAAGUGGUGGAGGAAAGAUGAGAAAGAUGGGAGGGUUUGUCUUGCGGGUUAUAGCGUGUAUGGCUUAGAUUUACUCAAUUGAAUUGU